This is a messenger RNA of Emiliania huxleyi CCMP1516, 2211 nucleotides long. RefSeq lists its product as hypothetical. The coding region runs from base 1 to 2211 and encodes 736 amino acids. Gene Ontology annotation, biological process: lactose catabolic process. Lineage: Eukaryota; Haptophyta; Isochrysidales; Noelaerhabdaceae. Gene Ontology annotation, cellular component: beta-galactosidase complex. The record is from RefSeq and is a predicted model, not a curated record. Gene Ontology annotation, molecular function: carbohydrate binding; beta-galactosidase activity. The transcript is spliced from 17 exons.
AUGCGGCUCACGCCGGCCGAGUGGGCCUUCAGCCUGGUCGAGCACACGGCCGGGUUUGGCCGCCCAAUCUACACAAACACGGUGUACCCCUUCCCGGUGGGGGCCGUCUCAGCGCCGCACGCCGGCACUUACCAGACAAGCUUCUCCCUUCCGGGCGCCUGGGCGGGUCGGCGGACGCUGCUCCGGUUCGACGGCGUCGACGGCGACUCGAGCGGCGACGCGAGGCUCGGUGACGGCGCGGUGACGGUGUGGCUCAACGGGCGAGAGGUGGGCUACUCUCAGGACGGUGGCCAGUGCCUCGGCUUCGCUCACUGCCGCGAGCUGCGGGCGGCACCACCUCACACGGAGUGUGCGACCGCCCGCGAGACGCACCGAGUGCUCCCACUGCAGGUCACCGACGCGUGCGCCGCCGGCGAGGCGGGCCGGCACACGCUAUCGGUCCAGGUGGUCCGCUUCUCGGACGCGUCCUACCUCGAGGACCAGGACCAGUGGUGGCUGAGCGGAAUCCACCGCGACGUGGUCGUCUACUCCAAGCCGCGCGCCGCCGCCAUCGCCGACUUUUACGCGACGACCUCGCUGGCGGGGACAGCGGCGUCGGCUAUUCGGAGCGCAACGGUCGCUGUGCGGGUGGGUCUGCGCGGGGCCGUCUUCGCUGCCGCGGGCAAAGCGGCGGGCGGCACGACGGCCGGCAGCGCCACUGCGGCGGAGGCGUGCCGGCGGUACGAGAUUGCAGCGUCUCUGCACGGGCUGGCGCAUUCCGCAUCUGUAGACUCGCCGCUGACCCUGCGCGGCGUCAACCGGCACGACCACUCCGCCGAGGGCGGCAAGGCGGUGGAGUGGGGUGAGAUGCUCUCCGACGCCCUGACGAUGAAGCGGCACAACUUCAACGCGGUGCGCACCGCGCACUACCCCAACGCCACGGCCUGGUACGAGCUGUGCGACGCGGUCGGGCUGUGGGUGGCAAACAUCGAGACGCACGGCUUCCUCGCGAGCGGCGACGAGGGCAUCCUCGCCAAGACGCCCUCGUGGCGGCUCGCCUUCCUCGCGCGGUUCGCGCGCAUGGUGCAGCGCGACAAGAACCACCCGUGCGUCAUCGGCGGCUUCGUGUGGGACUGGAUCGACCAGGGGCUUGCGCGGGUCGACGUGCGGAGCGGCCGCACGUACUACGCGUACGGAGGCGACUUUGGAGAGGCGACGCACGACGGAGACUUCAACAUCAACGGGCUGUGCUUCCCCGACCGGAGGCCGCACCCCGCGCUCGAGGAAGUCAAGCACGUGCAGCGGCCGAACCGGUACGAUUUCGUGCUUCUGGGAGGGGUGCGGGUGCGGCACCGGCUCGAGGUCGACGGAGCGCUGGUGGGAGAGACGGCGCCGGCGCCGCUGCCCGCGCCGGUGCCUCCGCACUGCAGCGCCAUCUUUGACGCCGCGGUCGAGCUGAGCUGGGAGCACCGCAGCGGCCCGGCUGCCGCCUCGCGUCGCAACCCGAUGCUGCCUCGCGAGGCCUUCCUCUCUGUCGAGGUGAGCGUGGCCGCUCCCUCCGCCUGGGCGCCCGCCGGCUUUGUCAUCGCCACGGAGCAGCACGCGACGUGGUAUGGGCGUGGCCCGUUUGAAAACUACCCGGACCGCUGCUCCGCCGCUAAGGUCGGCGUGCACGCGGCGUCGGCCGACGAGCUAGCGACGCCGUAUGUGUACCCGAGCGAGCACGGGCACCGCACGGGCACGCGUUGGGUCGAGGUGGGCGGCGGCGGCGACGGGGAGGGGGAGGGCGGCGGAGGGAGUCGACCGGGCGGGCGAGGGAGGCUGCGGCUGAGCUGCGAUGCGCCGUUUGGGUUCGGCCUCCUUCGCCACGGCGCCGCGCGCCUUGCCGCAGCGACGCACCAGGACGAGCUCUUCGCGCCCGACCCGCUCGCCGCGCACCUGACUGUGGACGCAGCCAUGGCUGGCGUCGGCGGAGACAUCGGGUGGGGGCCGUGCGUGCGCGAGGCCUUCACCGUACCGCCCGGCGUCUACCGGUGGGCGACCUUGAUCGAGCCGCCCGGCUGCCGGGCGGAGCUCUCGGCGCCGAUGCUCCGCCGCCUUGCAGCCUGCGGGCCGCGCUACGAGCCGCCCCGUCGCGCCUCCGCGCGGCGGAUCGCGCUGCCCGCCGCCUGGAAGAGCUCGCGGCCGGACGCGACGUGUAAACUUGUUUUCGCCAAGAUCGGCGCAGAUUGA